AUGUUCGCCGGCCGUGUCGCAGUCCGGUCAGCCCGCGUGGCAGCACCACGAUUCAACGUCGCUGCCACCCGCUCCUUCGCCGAAGCCGCCGCAAAGCCCGCAGCAGCAUCCGGAGCAGACACCAGGCCUCCUAUCGAGGUCUUUGGCGUCGACGGCACCUACGCCAGCGCUCUGUACACCGCAGCCGCCAAGUCCUCCUCGCUCGACAACGUCUCCAAGGCCAUUGACAGUCUCCACCAGACCUUCAAGAAGGACCCCAAGCUCGCCAGCAUCAUCCAGGCCCCUACUCUCACCGUCGAAGAUAAGAAGCAGAUUGUGCAAGAGCUCCAGAAGACCACCGGUGUUCAGGACAAGACAAACACCAUCACCAACUUCCUCAACACCCUUGCCGAGAACAACCGCCUGAGCGUCCUCGAGGGCGUAUGCGAGAAGUUCGCGCAGCUAAUCAGUGCGUCGAAGGGUGAGGUUGAGCUUACAAUUACAUCCGCCGCGCCAUUGGACAGCAAGAUUGUGAAGCAGUUGGAGGCGGCUAUCAGCAAGAGCCAGUACGUUGGUCAGGGCAAGAAGUUGAAGGUUACGCCAAAGGUCAACCCAGAUAUCCGCGGCGGCCUCGUCGUCGAGAUCGGCGACCGUACCAUCGACCUGAGCGUUUCCUCCAAGAUGCACAAGAUGAACAACCUCCUCCAAACAGCUUUGUAA
This is a messenger RNA of Fulvia fulva, 699 nucleotides long. RefSeq names its product ATP synthase subunit 5, mitochondrial. The record is from RefSeq and is a predicted model, not a curated record. Gene Ontology annotation, biological process: proton motive force-driven mitochondrial ATP synthesis. Gene Ontology annotation, cellular component: membrane. The coding region runs from base 1 to 699 and encodes 232 amino acids. The transcript is spliced from 3 exons. Lineage: Eukaryota; Fungi; Ascomycota; Dothideomycetes; Mycosphaerellales; Mycosphaerellaceae. Gene Ontology annotation, molecular function: proton-transporting ATP synthase activity, rotational mechanism.